Molecule: messenger RNA, 984 nt
Organism: Ochlerotatus camptorhynchus
Lineage: Eukaryota; Metazoa; Arthropoda; Insecta; Diptera; Culicidae
Gene: crok
Product: crooked
Exons: 3
Coding region: 166-621 (151 amino acids)
Biological process (GO): sleep; regulation of synaptic transmission, cholinergic; positive regulation of voltage-gated potassium channel activity
Source: RefSeq, a predicted model, not a curated record
CAUCCAAAGACAAGAAGUGGAAGCACGGUAGAAGCAGCGUUCGUCGCUUCUUCUUAGAUGUAAAGUUUGAUUUGUGCAUAGUUUUACAUUAAAUAAUCGAACUCAAAUAUCGCUUAUUGAUAAAUAGUGUAAUUGGUGUCGAAAAGUUACACAAAACGUGAGAAAAUGGCAAUAAAAUCAACGUAUUUGAUCACUUUUGGAAUAGUGUUUAUCACCGUCGCUGUACAAAUGGGCUACAGCAUAAAAUGUUGGGAAUGUCGUUCGGAUUCCGAUCCGAAAUGUGCCGACCCAUUCGACAACAGCACCCUCUCGAUCACGGACUGCAGGCAGGUCGAAUCGAAGGAACAUCUUCCCGGAGUGAGGGCAACCAUGUGCCGAAAGAUCCGGCAAAAAGUCCAUGGAGAAUGGCGUUACUUCCGCAGUUGUGCUUUCAUGGGUGAGCCUGGCAUCGAAGGAGACGAACGCUUCUGUCUGAUGCGGAGUGGAACCUACAAUAUCUUCAUGGAAUAUUGCACCUGCAACAGCAAGGAUGGAUGUAACAGUGCUCCAAUGUUUGCCCCAAAGCAGUGGAGUUUGGCGGCGCUUGCGGUGCUGAGUAUUUUUUUGUAUCGUUUGAUUUAGUACCUCUCCUCAACAGUACUGUCCGAGCACCUUUUUAUAGAUUUUGAGCAAAAAAGCAUUCUAUUUUUAAAUACCUCUUAAUUUUAUUUUUUAGAUUCUUAUGAUCUGUUUACGAUCGUUAGCCAUUUUUCGAAACUAUUCUAGUAUUUUCUAGGUAUCGUUUCAAUCGUUUAAAGAUAUUCUCAAAAGUUACGAAUCCGUCCAGAAGUGAACUUAAGAACGUUUCUUAUACACAAAAAAAAAAAAUCGACAUAGAUUUAUACAUAUUAAAAAAAUAGAAGCUAAAUUUUUAGGUCCAGCAGCAAGUGUAAAUAUUAAAAGUAUUGUGCAUUUACAGUAGUGCCUAAUAAAUCGAGUAUUUUC